AUGGCGAACGAACCUCGUGGAGCAUGGGCACGACCCCGUCCAGGCGCAGCACGCACACCACAACAAUCACGAUCCUCAAACGCCUCGCCUGCACCAGCGGCACCAGCUGCAAAACCCGUCCCUUCGCCUGCGCCUACUGGAAACGUGUGGGCAGCUAGAGCGGCGGCGCAGAAAGCUGCCCCUGCUAAAGCUGCUGAUGCUGGCAAGAAGAAGGAACAGAGUGCUCCUGCUGCAACACCUGGAGUGCAAGAGACGCAUGUACCUGUUAACAACUUCAAUGAUGGCGAGGUUAGACAGUUGUUGAGUCGAGGAGGGGCGAGCUCUGUGUACAAGCUUGAUGCACCAAACACUUCAAGUGCAGAUUCAGGUUGCAUGGCGAACGGAAAGAGCUUCAAGGUUCAUUUGGACGAGCAAGUCGCAGCCGCUCUCAAGAAGCAGCAAGAAGAGGAGAAAUAA
Molecule: messenger RNA, 456 nt
Organism: Aureobasidium melanogenum CBS 110374
Lineage: Eukaryota; Fungi; Ascomycota; Dothideomycetes; Dothideales; Saccotheciaceae
Exons: 3
Coding region: 1-456 (151 amino acids)
Source: RefSeq, a predicted model, not a curated record